AUGUCUGCCGUCAACGACAAUCUUCGCGAAGUACCAGUCGCUUCGACCGUCAUCAAUGGAGAACCCGCAGAGAAGGGUAAACAAAGGGAGGAGCCACUCGUGGAGGACGAGGAGUACUUUCUGCAGAGCAGUUUUGUCUACUUCCAGGUUGAAAACCAUCUCUUCCACAUCCCAAGCUACCGCUUCACCAUGGAAUCCCACGUAUUUGCCGGAAUGUUCAGAUUGCCUCAGUCGAAUGUCUUCGACGUCGAAGGCGCCUCGCGGGGCAACCCGAUCGUCCUCCCCAUUGGAAUAUCUCACGUCGACUUUCGAAACUUCUUGAAGGCGCUCUAUCCCCUGCCAGUCGAGAUCCGACUUUCGCUUUCGAAAGAGGAAUGGCUCUCCGUCUUGAAGUUAUCCAGCUUCUGGUACUUCCUUGGGUUCAGGAAGAUGGCCAUCGCCGAGUUGGCGAACACCAAAGCACUGACGGCAACGGAAAAGAUUACUUGGGGGAGAGACGUCAAGGUGUCCAAAGAAGAAGCCCUGACCAUCGGGUAUGAGACGACAUUCUCCCUCUUCAGACUCCGGGAAGAACGUCUUUCAUCUAGGAUACCUUCCGUCGUUGAUUCCAUCAGAGCUGAAUUCAAGGCUGAACUGGAGGGUAUUCGGGCAGAAGAAAAAGGGUACAGCACAGAGGAAGACUCGGAAGACAUUAACUUUGAGAAGAACGACGAGAAAUCAGAGCAAGAGCGCGCAGCGAAAGUGAAUGUCAAGGAAACUCCAAAUGGCCCAGGAAUAUUUGGAUCUAGCUCCAUUUUUUCACCUUCGGCUUUCGCAGCUAGUGUCACUGCAUCCCCAGUCUUUCCCUCCACAGUCUUUCCUACUUCCGCCGGAACGGGAACGAAGAAAAAGGCAGGCAGAGGGCAAGUUGCGUAUUAA
Cyclocybe aegerita is the source of this 918-nucleotide messenger RNA. NCBI's taxonomy places the organism in Eukaryota, Fungi, Basidiomycota, Agaricomycetes, Agaricales, Hemipholiotaceae. The record is from the annotation of a GenBank genome assembly.